This is a messenger RNA of Adineta steineri, 1848 nucleotides long. NCBI's taxonomy places the organism in Eukaryota, Metazoa, Rotifera, Eurotatoria, Adinetida, Adinetidae. The record is from the annotation of a GenBank genome assembly.
AUGCAGAAAGUAAAUGAUGAUUGUUUCUUUUUUUUAACAUCAUCUUGUGCAAAAGGACAUACAUGUACCUAUCGACAUAAUCCAUCAGUUAUAGCUUGUAAUGUUAUGUGUCCUGCUUGGUUACGUGGGGCUUGUACUGAUCCAGCUUGUUCAUUACGUCACAGUUUUAUUCAACGUCCAGCACCACCGGUCAAUAAUGGAAUAACAUGUGCUUAUGAAAAUUCACCUACAGGUUGUCUUAAUCCCAAUUGUACAUUUUUUCAUUUACGCUCACGUCCAAAUUCAAGAAGUUCAUUAAAUGUUCGACCUUCAACGACAAAUCUUGUCAAUAAAGAAGUUAUUAAACCAACAAUUGUAGCAAAUUCUCCUUCUAUUCCUGAUGUUAUACCACAACAACCAAUUAAUGAAUUAGUAUCGAAUACACAAAUUAAUUCUUCUCCAAUCGAAACUCCAUCGAUACCUGUAACAACAGUUAAACCUGUAACUCCUCCACGUCGUAUUGCAAUUCCAAUAGAAAAUGAACAAACUGAAACUAUAGCUCGUAAUGUGAUAUCAGAUACUUCAGAAGAUACUAAACUUCAAUCACGAACAACUGGAAAUCGAAAUGUUGUUAUUGCUGAAACAGUGAAUAUUCCAAAUCGAAAAGUAGUACAUCGAGUUGUUGUUUCAUCAGAUACAAAUAGUUCAUCAAAGAAAGUUAUCAAUGAUAUUGAUAGUGAUAUCGAUCUAGAUGAUUUAAUUGAACCAGAAAUUGAUACAAAUAAAAUCAAUUCUUUGAUGGAUAUAUCAUUUCCAUGUUCAGCUCCAUCAAUUACAAAUCGUUUAUUUACAACAUCAAAACAAUCACCUUCAACAAAUAGUACAAAACCGAUUCGAUUAAAUCGUGAUCGUUUACCCGCAGCAAACACAACAACACCUAAACCUAUUUCUCCACCAUCAAAUGAAGAAAAAGUUAGAACAGGAUUAACACAAGAUGGUGAUCGUCGAACAAGUCGAAUUGAACGUUUUAAGAAGAAACAAUCAUCACCAACACGAUCUGUUGUGAAUACUGUAACUCGUAAUGUGAUCAAUUCAAAACGUCCAGCAUCAGAACAACUAACAAAUGAUUCUCCACCCGUAAAACGUAUUUAUUCUCAACAAGAUAAUAAUAAUCAUCAUCAGCAGCAACAUCAUCAGCAUCAUAACAAUAAUAAUAAUAAUAAUACAACGAUUGGUGAUUUAUGUUCAUCAACGUCAAAUUCUCGUAGACCACAUGAACGACAGCAACGUCGUCGUCGUCCUUCAUCCUCAUCAUCCUUCUCAUCCACAUCAUCGUCAAUGUCAUCAUCUCCACCACAAAGAAAAUCACCUCCUCGUCAACCGUAUUCAUCAUUACCAACAAUGAAUGAUUCUGCAUGGAAAAACGAAGUCGAUGCAUUUCUAGCUAGAACUUCACAACCAAAAACUCCAUCCCAAGCAUUUUCCGCGCUACCUAAACCGGUGUCUUUACUAUCUAUACGUCCACAGUACUUCUCACCACCACCACUAAUGCAACAAUCAUCACAAUGGCAAGCUUCUCCUCGGCAAGCUCCUCCUCGCCAACCUUCUCGGCCACGAAAACAAUCAUUCGGUACUACCAAACAACCAACAGCACCGACGAUCAUUGCUCCACCAAAACCUGUUGAAAAAAUUCCAUUAGAUAAUAAUCCACCACCACCACCACAACCACCAUCGCCAAUAAGCUCAACUCAGGAAGAUGAAAAUCUAUUGCUUAAACUUGAUGACCCUACCGAUAUUGGUGAUCAAUUUGCUUUAAUUGAUGAAGUAUUACUUGAAACUGAAGCUGAUCAUCUUCUUGAACUUAUGUGA